CGGCGGGAGGCGGGGCAGCCCCAGGCCGGAACGGCUGGGGCGCCGGGAGCGGGCGGCACCGCUCCAAGAUGGCGGAGUACGUGCAGCUGAUAAAGAGGGCGAUGAAGCACCUCGGCGGCCAUGGGGGCGUACGCGGCGCCAUAUGGCAGCUGCUGAGGGUCAAUGAUUUGAAGACUGGUACACUGGUAGGAACUGACAAAUACGGAAACAGAUACUAUGAAGACAAAAGAAACUUCUUUGGUCGCCACAGAUGGGUCAUCUAUACUGAUGAAAUGAAUGGCAAAAAUACAUUUUGGGAAGUUGAUGGAAGCAUGGUGCCACCCGAAUGGCAUCGCUGGCUUCACUCAAUGACGGAUGACCCUCCAACUACUCAUCCACCAGUUUCUCGGAAAUUUAUCUGGGAGAACCAUAAAUUCAAUCUGAGUGGCACUCCCGGACAGUACGUACCUUACUCCACUACUCGCAAGAAGAUACAAGAGUGGGUCCCACCUACAAUGGCUAGCAAAUAACAGCAAAAAAUGUGACUUGCCUUAGCUUUGGCUUUCAGCAUAAAUUGUAUUUUCACUGGUUUUAUUCAGAAUAAAAGCCUUCUACAACA
This is a messenger RNA of Pezoporus occidentalis (night parrot), 598 nucleotides long. RefSeq names its product NADH:ubiquinone oxidoreductase subunit A12 (gene NDUFA12). Gene Ontology annotation, biological process: mitochondrial respiratory chain complex I assembly; response to oxidative stress. The record is from RefSeq and is a predicted model, not a curated record. NCBI's taxonomy places the organism in Eukaryota, Metazoa, Chordata, Aves, Psittaciformes, Psittacidae. The transcript has 4 exons. Gene Ontology annotation, cellular component: membrane. The coding region runs from base 69 to 509 and encodes 146 amino acids.